AGCUUGAUUCAACUCCCAAUCUCCGCUCAGCUCCGUUCCGAAACAAGACAUGGUGUUUGAGCCUCGCCUAGGCGACAUGAUGCCCGGAAUGGGUGGAUACAACGCUGCCCACGCCGUUGCCAAGCGUGCCAAUAGCAACAACUCUCCCUGAUGACCCAACAUCACAGGCCGGGGAUGGGGCGAGCACGUUCGGAGAUGAAAGGGAACUGUUCAAGCCUCCGAACCUGAAGCAGAAGGCACGGAGGUGACAGGCGUGUUGGAGCCGCCGGCCCGGUCAUCGACCGACAUACGACAUCAGCAGUCCACUGACCGCUGGUUUAUGCCAUGGUCGAGAGUCUCGAGACUAGAUUAAAAGGGGCUGCCGCGUUGCUGGUAUGCUGACAUUGACAGCUUCUCCUCCAGCGGCACUGUACACUCUACCCCGACAGCGCACAUCAUGACCGGUCUCAAAUCGAUCCUCCUGGCUGCGCUGGCCUCGGCCGGCAUUGUCGCCGCCGAUGGCCUCCACGCCCGGGCCGUGGCCGCGGGCAAGAAGUACUUCGGCACCGAGAUCAGCGGCUAUGUCAUGAACGACGCCAGCGCCAACAACAUCGCCAAGAACUCGCAGGACUUUGGCCAGUACACGGCCGAGAACGAGAUGAAGUUCGACGCCCUGGAACCGUCACGCGGCACCUUCAGCUACGCCAACGCCGACCGCAUCGUGGCCCAGGCGCAGGCCAACGGCCAGAUCAUGCGCUGCCACGCCCUCAUCUGGCACAGCCAAGUGCCGUCGUGGGUGACCAACGGCCGGUUCGACAACGCGACCCUCAUCAGCAUCUUGAAGAAUCACAUCGCCAACGUGGUGGGCCACUACAAGGGCAAAUGCUACGCCUGGGACGUGGUCAACGAGGCACUCAACGAGGACGGCACCUACCGCAGCUCUGACUCGGUCUGGGGCCGCACCAUUGGCCCAGCCUUCAUCCCCAUCGCCUUUAAAGCCGCCGCCGAGGCCGACCCCCAGGCCAAGCUGUACUACAACGACUACAACUGCGACAAGCCCGGCGCCAAGUCCACGGGCGCCCAGAACCUGAUCCGCAUGGUUAAGGCCUACGGCGCGCCCAUCCACGGCAUGGGCCUGCAGGGCCACCUGACGACGGGACAAGUUGGAUCGGCGUCGCAGUACGUGUCCAACCUGCAGGCGUUCGCGAACCUCGGCGUCGAGGUCGCUUUCACCGAACUCGACAUCGCCACGCCCUCGAGCAACCCCAACUUCAACCAGCAGGCGACCGACUACGCCACCAUCGUCUCGGCCUGCAAGCAGGUCGCCGCAUGCAUAGGAAUUACCACCUGGGGCUUCACCGACAAAUACACGUGGAUCUCCAACUCGUACCCGCUCAUCUGGGACCGCAACCUGCAGAAGAAGGCGGCCUACAACGCCAUCCUCAACGCCUGGGGCUCGUCAUCCGGCGGCGGCACCCCGACCAGCUCGGCCCCGCCCGCCUCGACGACGACCUCGACUUCCGGCGGUGGCAGCGGUGGUUGCACCGCGCCGCGGUAUGCGCAGUGCGGGGGGAACGGGUACACCGGGUGCAAGACGUGCGAAGCGGGAUCUACUUGCAAGUAUUCCAACGACUGGUACUCGCAGUGCUUGUAAAGCCGGAUCCUUUUCGGUUUGAGAAAGGGGUAUUGAGGAAUUGGGCCAGGGGUUGGAUUCACAGAAUCAGAAGGUGGGCUCAAGUCAGGGGUGGCCGGGGAUCUGGAGUUGGCUCGGAGCCCAGGAGAUUUUCAUGUAC
Parathielavia appendiculata is the source of this 1772-nucleotide messenger RNA. Its product is annotated as carbohydrate-binding module family 1 protein. The record is from RefSeq and is a predicted model, not a curated record. Lineage: Eukaryota; Fungi; Ascomycota; Sordariomycetes; Sordariales; Chaetomiaceae. Gene Ontology annotation, biological process: carbohydrate metabolic process. Gene Ontology annotation, molecular function: hydrolase activity, hydrolyzing O-glycosyl compounds; cellulose binding. Gene Ontology annotation, cellular component: extracellular region. The coding region runs from base 437 to 1633 and encodes 398 amino acids. The transcript has a single exon.